AUGCGCAGAAGAAAGCACUUUCUGUACGUUGGAAAAUAUUUUAUCUCAGAGACGUUUCAGUGGUUCAGAUUUGAGAACUUGGUCAAUGAAUCUUCUGAUGGCGGGCUAGUGAUGAGCUCGUUUCGACCCCUAGAUGACAUCGGUUCCAUGCAGUUGACGGCUGGGGGAUACCGAAUUCUCUCAGUUCCCAAUGCUGGAGGGAACUCUGUCUUGUCCGAAGUCUUAUCGUUUGAAUUGCUUAGCCGAUGUUUUAGCGCCAAAUUGAAACAGACAGAGAUGGAAGUGGAGUAUUUUCCACACGGUGGCUCCAUCACGGACUACGUGUGCGAGCUUUUCAACACCACGGUGGGUGUGUCCGUGACCCGAGCCAUUAAGUUCAAGGGCGACUUCAGCCUCGAUGACGCUCUGCGUCUGCUCAACAAGAAAUUAAAAG
Molecule: messenger RNA, 433 nt
Organism: Candidula unifasciata
Lineage: Eukaryota; Metazoa; Mollusca; Gastropoda; Stylommatophora; Geomitridae
Source: the annotation of a GenBank genome assembly